Colius striatus (speckled mousebird) is the source of this 2209-nucleotide messenger RNA. RefSeq names its product proline rich mitotic checkpoint control factor (gene PRCC). NCBI's taxonomy places the organism in Eukaryota, Metazoa, Chordata, Aves, Coliiformes, Coliidae. The transcript has 7 exons. The record is from RefSeq and is a predicted model, not a curated record. Bases 90 to 1637 code for a protein of 515 amino acids. Gene Ontology annotation, cellular component: nucleus.
GGCGCGGCGGCGCGGCCUAGGCGGGAGGGCGGAUCCUCGGCCUCGCGUAGCGGCUCCUGCCCGCGGAGGGCCGCCCUCCUUGGAGGGCCAUGUCCCUGGUGGCCUACGCCAGCAGCGACGAGGAGAGCGAUGCGGAGGAGGCCGCUGGCGAGGAGGAGGAAGCCGCCGCUCCUCAGCAUCCCCCGGCCCGGGGGCUCUUCGCCGCUUUGCCCCCUCCCAAAGCCCCCGUGAUGCCGCCCCUGCCCCCGCCUCACCAGCCGCUGGGCAGCGGCUUCCCGCUGCUGCCGCCGCCGCCCCACGCCGGGCCGCCCCCGCCGUUCCUGAUGGGCCCCCCGCCUGCCGUGAGGGGCUUCGGCCCCCCUGCGCCGGCCGCGAGCCCGGGCCAGGCCUCGGCCGGCAGCCCGCCCGAGCCGGCCCCCGGCGGCAGCGGGGAGCAGCCCAGGCUCGGGGGGCUGCUCCUGCCUCCCCCGAGGAACACCGCGGCCGCCGCCUCUGCCCUCCACCUGCCCCCUCCCGCCUCGGCCUCUGCCGCUCCGCCCGCGGCUGGGGGGGAUUUGGGCCUCCCCAAGCCAAAGAAGAGGACGGAGCCGGUGCGGAUCACAGCGCCCGAGCUGCAAAAGGGAGAUUCAGAUUCAGAGGAAGAUGAACCAACAAAGAAGAAAACUCCUCUGCAGGGACGUGCUGAGGGCUCUGGCUUGUCAGCUCUGCUUCCUCAGCCCAAGAACCUGACAGUGAAAGAGACCAAUCGGGUACUUCUGCCCUAUUCUUUCUCAAGGAAAGCUGGAGAAAACGACUCCAAAGCUACUAAAGCCCCAACUCCUUCCUCUAAAGCCAAAGCUCUGUCCAAAGCCACGGUGCCCACCACUCCUUCUCCAUCCGCCAUCAAAGCUGCUGCCAAGAGCGCUGCCCUGCAGGUGACCAAGCAGAUCACCCAGGAGGAGGAUGACAGUGAUGAAGAGCUUGAGCCAGAGAACUACUUCUCCUUGUCUGACAGGAGGGAGCCCGAGGUGGGGGGUGCUGACAGCUACGUGUACCCCGGCACGGCGCUGCCCGAGGAGCCGCCUCCCGGGACAGAGCCCGAGCCCCAGUUCCAGGACGCUGCUGCAAACGCUCCUCUGGAGUUCAAGACGGCUGCAGGUUCCAGUGGGGCUCAGCACAGCUGGGCUCCCAAAGCUGGGGAGGACUACAGCAGCCAGCAGUACAGCCAGUUCCCUGCCUACAGCGAGGCUGGUGCCUAUUACCAGGAUUACUACAGCAGUGGGUACUACCAGGAGGUGGAAGCAGCCCAGGCAGCACCACAGGAGAUGAACACUGACUCCUCUUUCAUCGAUGACGAAGCGUUCAAACGGCUGCAGGGCAAGAGGAACCGAGGCAGGGAGGAGAUCAACUUCGUGGAUAUCAAAGGUGACGAUCAGCUGAGUGGGGCCCAGCAGUGGCUGACCAAAUCCCUCACAGAGGAGAAGACCAUGAAGUCUUUUAGCAAGAAGAAGGGAGAUCAGCCCACGGGGCAGCAGAGGCGGAAACACCAGAUCACGUACCUGAUCCAUCAGGCCAAGGAAAGAGAACUGGAACUGAAAAACACCUGGUCAGAGAACAAGCUCAGCCGGCGUCAGACUCAGGCCAAAUACGGAUUCUGAGGCCUCUGCCCCUCGGCUCCUGCCCCUGGUGACCUCCUGGGACAAACUGCUCGGGGCUCCCCGCGGCCGGCCGGGCCCCGCGCGGGACGGGCUGCGCCGGGCAGGACACGCCGCUCCCUGCCCCGUCUGCAGCAAAGCCUCCUGCAGCCAGCCCCGAGGAUCCCCCUGAAACCACCCCCCUCCCUCCUCCCAGCCACGACCUGGGGAUCCCGUGUGGCUGCAGCCCCAGGGCUGGGGGCUCGUGGCCUGGAGCGGGGCAGCUGGUGGCUGUGCUGCCGCAGCCGUGGCAGGCUGGGAAUCGGCUCCCACUUGGCUCCUUCCUUGGCCUGGCUGUGCAUUCACAGGGGUCACUUUCCAAAGGACAGAGAGCUUCAGGAGCAAACCCAGCUUCUCUCUUGGAUCUUCUCUUGCCCUUUUGUUUGCCCUGUCCUCACUGCUGCUGACCUGUGUCCCCCUCAGUGCAGCACCCCUCUCCUGCAGUGACUGGCAUCCCCCUGAAGCCUGGCUGUAGCGGUGGCUCUGUUCUCAGCUCCUCAGCCUCUGUGUCCAGUAAAGAAACUCCUUUACAGGUG